GGACGGGGCUGACGUCAGGAGGAGACGGGGAAAUCUCCGAAGAAAAGCCCGGAGAGGCGGGCAGGGCGCGCACAGCGCCCGCCGGGCCCGGCCCCCCGCCGCCGCCGAGCGCGCCGCCCGGCAGCCCGGCGCCCCUGCCAUGGAUUCCUUUAAAGGUGGAAUGAAUUUGGAGAGACUGCCCGAGAGCUUGAGACCCCAACCCUCCCAUGACAUGGCUUCCAGCUUCCAUUUGCAAAGAUCCUCGGAGCCCAGAGACCCGAUCGAGAACUCAGCCAGUGAAUCCUCCGACACGGAGGUGCCAGAAAAAGAACGAAGCGGCGAGCAGAAAAACGAGGACGGGGCCGCCGACGACCCGGCGAAGAAGAAGAAGCAGCGGCGGCAGCGGACCCACUUCACCAGCCAGCAGCUGCAGGAGCUGGAGGCCACCUUCCAGCGGAACCGCUACCCCGACAUGAGCAUGCGGGAGGAGAUCGCCGUCUGGACGAACCUCACCGAGCCCCGAGUCCGGGUGUGGUUCAAGAACCGCCGAGCCAAGUGGAGAAAGCGGGAGCGGAACCAGCAGAUGGACCUGUGCAAGAACGGCUACGUGCCGCAGUUCAGCGGGCUCAUGCAGCCCUACGACGACAUGUACGCCGGCUACCCCUACAACAACUGGGCCACCAAGAGCCUCACCCCGGCGCCUCUCUCCACCAAGAGCUUCACCUUCUUCAACUCCAUGAGCCCCCUGUCGUCGCAGUCCAUGUUCUCGGCUCCCAGCAGCAUCUCCUCCAUGAACAUGCCGUCCAGUAUGGGCCACUCGGCCGUGCCGGGCAUGGCCAACUCCGGCCUCAACAACAUCAACAACAUCAGCGGCUCCUCGCUCAACUCGGCCAUGUCCUCGCCGGCCUGUCCCUACGGGCCGCCGGGCUCGCCCUACAGCGUCUACCGGGACACUUGCAACUCCAGCUUAGCCAGCCUCAGACUGAAAUCAAAGCAGCACUCCAGUUUCGGCUACAGCAGUUUGCAAAGCCCCGGCUCUAGUCUAAACGCCUGUCAGUACAACAGUUGACGGACUUGACACAAACCACCUCCGACAAACACCGCCGACAAAGCAAAGCAGAAACUAAGCGACGUUUAACGGAAAAGAAAAAAAAAAAAUAAAAUAAAAUAAGAACCCGAUGAUGACUAAAAGCAAAACCCGAGCAAGUGAGAGAGGAGAAAAAAAAAAGUAAAAAAAAAAAAAAAGAAAAAAAAAUAUAUAAAACCCGAAAUCUCCGCGGACUUCGAUUGUCUAAAAAAAUACUAAUGAAAACCGACGACACUACCAACAAAGCAGCGCUUUUUAAAACAAAACAAAAAAAACUAAAAAUUAAACAUCAAAAAAAAAAACGUAAACGGACCAGAAAACUUUUGCAAGAGACAUCGAAAUCUGGUACAUGGAUGAGUUGCAAUUUUUCUCUGGAUUAUGCGGGUUGUAUGUGUUUACUUGAACUUGCACAGGAGUUUGUAAGGCGGCCGCUUCCCCGCGGGGAGAGCGGCGAGGGAGGGAGACGCCUCGGUGGUAAGAGCUGGUGGGACGGUUCUUGGCCGCUUGUCGCACGGGAAGAGUUUGGUUAAUGUUUACCACUGAGAAACAGAAUCACACUCAAAAACGACAAAAAAAAAGGGGGGGGGGAGAAAAAAAAUAUAAUUCGCAGAGGAGUUUCUGCGGGAAAAAAUGGUAAAAAUAUUAGGUAUGAAACUAUUAAAAAUAAUAAUGACAAGGGUCAACCACUUAUAUAAGGUUAUAUUUAUAUCUGCCGUUACAUUGUGCCGGAUCAUUGUCCUUGGCCGUUGAAUAAACUGUUUUUAAAAUGCA
Messenger RNA from Cygnus atratus (black swan), 1837 nucleotides. It is a transcript of the gene PITX1, whose product is annotated as paired like homeodomain 1. Gene Ontology annotation, biological process: regulation of transcription by RNA polymerase II; anatomical structure morphogenesis. Gene Ontology annotation, cellular component: nucleus. Gene Ontology annotation, molecular function: RNA polymerase II cis-regulatory region sequence-specific DNA binding; DNA-binding transcription factor activity, RNA polymerase II-specific. Lineage: Eukaryota; Metazoa; Chordata; Aves; Anseriformes; Anatidae. The transcript has 4 exons. The record is from RefSeq and is a predicted model, not a curated record. The coding region runs from base 140 to 1048 and encodes 302 amino acids.